AUGACAUCGUCAAUAAAAAAUCUCGAAGAUCUGACUAUUGUUUGGCUUGAUGUUGAUCGAAUCCAUGAAAACAAAAAUGAUUAUUUCGAUACAAAAACACGUUUACGGCAAUGUAAUCAUUAUAUGGAAAUAUAUAACGAUACAAAUGAAUGUUGUCACGGUAUCAAUAACAAUGAAAACGUUUUACUAAUUGUUCCUGGUUCAAUUUGCGAAAUAUUUAUUCCACAAAUCGUCGACUUGAAACAAAUUGUAUUUAUUUACAUAUUAUAUCUGAAUCAGGACUCCAGUGAUACAUGUCAACUAAAAGAUAUUCCAAAGCUUCGCGGAGUAUUUCCAAAUAAAAAUCAACUUAUUGAAAAAUUAAAACAAGACAUAAAAUCAUAUUCGAAAAGUUUAAUACCAAUCAGUAUAAUUAAUGAAAAAUCGAUUCGUGCUUUAAACAAAGAAUAUACUAUGUUUAUGUGGACUCAAUUGCUUCUCAAUGUUUUAAUCCAAAUACCUCAAACAAAUCAUGAAAAAAUGAUCAUGUUAAACGAAUGUCGAUCGUACUAUGCUGAAGAUCAAUAUCAAUUAAACCUCAUUGACGAGUUUGAAAAAAAUUACAAUGCAGAUCUUGCUAUUUCAUGGUAUACACGAGAUAGCUUUGUUUAUAAACAAUUAAAUAAAGCGUUAAGGACACAAGAUAUUGAUGUCAUCUUUAAAUAUCGUUUUAUUAUCACAGAUAUUUAUAAACAAUUGAAAAAACUAUAUAAUGAAUCUGUUUUAUCAUUAGAAGAAACAUUAGUCGUGUAUCGUGGACAAAGUAUGAGUUGUAAUGAUUUAGAAAAAAUAAAAAAUAAUAUUAAUGGUCUUAUUUCAAUGAAUACAUAUACAUCAACAACUCGGAACAAAAAUUUAGCAUUGAUAUAUGCUGGUAAUGGUUCUGAUAGACCGAUACUUGAAUCGGUUUUAUUUGAAAUUAUAAUUGAAAAAAAUGUAGCUAGUGAUAAUCAACCAUUUGCUGAUAUACAACAUAAGAGUCAGUUUGGUAUGGGAGAAGAAGAAAUAUUAUUAGCGAUGGGAAUGAUAUUCAAAAUUCAAUCAGUCGAACAAUUAAUUGACAAUGGUAUUGUAUGGCAAGUUAAAUUGAUAUUAAGUGAAUCAGUAGUAAAUAAAGACAUAGAUAUGUUAUUUAAUUAUUUAAAAAUGGACGUAACUACAAGUAUAUCGAAUAUUGCUACAUUAGGUUCAUUAUUAAGUCAAAUGGGAAAGUAUAAUAAAGCGAAACGAUAUUAUCAAAUGAUGCUUGAUGAAUUACCAUCAGAUGAUCCGGCAAUCCCAUUGUUAUUGAAUAAUAUAGGUAAAUUAUACAGCCAUGUUGGUAAUUAUAAAAAAGCUUUGGAAUAUUAUACGGAAUCAGAUAAAAAAUAUAAGAUGCAAAAACUAUCAGAAAACGUUCUUUUAUUGGCAUCAUUGUAUCAUAAUAUGGGUUCAUUAUAUCAGGACGAAGACAAUAAUAAAACAGCUUUGGAAUAUUAUAAUAAAGCUCUUGAAAUUUGUCGAACGCAUUCUUCAAUACCGAGUUUUUCAUUAUCUGCAUUAAUAUAUUCUGGUAUUAGUGGAAUACUACAAGACGAUGGAGAGUUCGACAAAGCAUUAGAGCAUUUGCAAGAUGCGCUUAAAAUUGAAUUGAAAUUUUUACCCUCAAAUCAUUUUCGAAUCGCUUCAACAUACAAUAAUAUAGGAGGUGUUUACCUUCUUAAAGGUGAUUAUAAUACAGCCUUACAGUGCUUUGAAAUUGCCUUAGAUGUUGGAUUAAAAUCAUUACCGAAUAAUCAUGAAAAUAUUCAAAUAUACCGUGAACAUAUACAAAGUGUUAAAGAAAGAAUGACAGAAAUGAAUAAAAAUCAUCAGUAA
This is a messenger RNA of Didymodactylos carnosus, 1896 nucleotides long. Lineage: Eukaryota; Metazoa; Rotifera; Eurotatoria; Philodinida; Philodinidae. The record is from the annotation of a GenBank genome assembly.